Sitodiplosis mosellana (orange wheat blossom midge) is the source of this 3259-nucleotide messenger RNA. RefSeq names its product aminopeptidase N. The transcript has 13 exons. Gene Ontology annotation, biological process: proteolysis; peptide catabolic process. NCBI's taxonomy places the organism in Eukaryota, Metazoa, Arthropoda, Insecta, Diptera, Cecidomyiidae. Gene Ontology annotation, molecular function: zinc ion binding; metalloaminopeptidase activity; peptide binding. The record is from RefSeq and is a predicted model, not a curated record. Gene Ontology annotation, cellular component: cytoplasm. Bases 233 to 3043 code for a protein of 936 amino acids.
CAGAAUCGCAUUGCCAUCAUUUUGCAGCAUAACGUGGACUUAAUCCCACAGUUAUGAUAUCAGUCUAUCUAGCAUUAUCAAGAAAAACGGAUCAAAUCUCUUUUUGCACAAAAUUUUGUAUAACCUCCUUCGAAUAGAAAAGAGUGAUUGAUUUUGAAUUUGUCGUGAUUUCAAAAACAUUUUAUUAAAUCAUAUUGUUUGUUGCAGAGACGGUAGAUAAAAGUGCCAGAUAAUGCGUGGCUCACAUUUACCUUUUCUGUUGCUAGUCACAGUUACAGUUUUUAGUGUGAUUACACAUGCAAGCCACAAUGAAAUACGAAGACGCCGCAGCAUCGAACUAUCGUCGGCACAGAAGCUUAUCACUGAUAAUCGCUUGCCUACCGAUAUUGAGCCACUGAGCUACAUUCUCGAUUUGCGUCCCGAUUUCGAAUCAUCAACCUUUUCCGGUAGAAUUCGUAUCAAUCUAACGUGGAAAGCUGAAUCGAAAAUCAUUGAAUUGCAUUCACAUUAUGAUCUGCAAAUCGAUGAGACCAACGUUCAAGUUCGCCUGCUCGGUGCGGAUGAUUUAUCAAAGGGAAAACUCGUGGAUAUUCGUCGAACGGAUCGAUUACCUAAGCGGCCAGUGUUCCAGGUGUAUCUGAAGGAACCAUUAAAAAAUGGCACCAAAUGUGAAUUGGAAAUCAAUUUUAACGGACAUAUUUGGGAACAUGCUGAAGGUUUAUUCAAAGGCAGCUACACCAAUGAAAAUGGUGCCAAAGUCACAUACUUGGCGACACAAAAUCGUCCAAAUUAUGCUCGCAAAUUGUUCCCAUGCUUCGAUGAACCAGCCUUCAAAGUACCUUAUACUGUUAGCAUAUCGAGACCAUCAAAUUACACUACCAUUUUUCAUAGCACCAUUUUAUCUACAGAAAAACUCGAGAACAAAACCGGCUAUGUGGUUGAUCAUUUCAAAACAACCGAACCACUAUCAACAUUCGCCUUUGGUUUCAUCAUUUCACAGUUGACCAAAGUAAAUGCCACUCCAACGGAUUUGCUUAAGCCAAAGAUCAAUAUUUGGGCUCGCAAAGAUUUACAUGGAGAUUUGGCUGAUGUCUAUGAAAAAGUUUCAAUAACAUUGAAAUCGAUUCAAAAUUACUGGAACAUUGACUUCCCAUUGAGUGAAGUGAAUUUGGUGGCUGCUCCAGGUCUAUCAACUGUUAAACCAAUUGACAAUUUCGGCUUGAUUCUUUUUAAGGAGAGUGAUUUGGUGAAUCAAGGUUAUUAUUUAAUUGCCCAAGAACUUGUUUAUCAAUGGCUGGGAACAUGGAUCACUCCAUAUUGGUGGACCGAUGCUCAUGUGAACAAAGCAAUCGCCGGAUUUUUGGCUGCAUCAACCGCAAACGAAAUUGACAAUGGCAAAGAAUUCGAUGGAAAAUGGCCAAUGACAGUUUUGUACUCGAUUUACUAUGAGUUCAGCAAACGGUAUCCACAUUCACGAAUCACGGCAAUGAAACAAGAAACAACGUGCAGCAAAACCGAACUCGUGCUUCGUAUGUUGAACUACACAUUGGGUGCUGACACAUUCAAGAACGGAUUACGAAAAUUAUUCAAAAAAGAAGAAUGCAAAGAUCUCUUCAUCACUGAUGAUGUUUGGAAAUAUUUGACACAGCAGGCUCAUGCAGACAAAAGUCUACCGGAGGAUGUGACCGUGAACGAAAUCGCAACGUCGUGGAUCACCAAAGAUCGAUUACCAGUCGUUAGUGUAGAGCGUGAUUAUGCAGCGAAAACAGCCGUUGUUUCACAGCGUGUGUAUCUGCGCGAACGUCCGCAUGAUGUGCCCGAACAAGAUAAAAUGCUAUGGUGGAUCCCAUUGAUUUUAAUUACACAAGACAAUUUGAGCUUCAACAACUUCAAACCAUAUCUCUGGAUGAAAAAAACACGAGACAUUAUCCUCACCAAUUUGCCGGCCGACGAUAAAUUUGUCAUUGUCAAUCCCGAAGAAAUUGGUCCAUUCCCAGUAAAUUAUGAUACGAAAAAUUGGAAUUUGCUUGCAUCCUACUUACAAACGGAAGAGGGACGCAAACAAAUCCCAACUUACACUAGAGCCAAACUGCUCCACGAUGCGUGGAAUCUUGCCUAUGCUGGAGAUUUAAGCUUUGCAACUGCAUUUAAUAUGACAUUGUUCAUGAAGUUCGAACGCGAUCACUUGGUUUGGAAUCCCGUAUUCACAUUCAUUGACCACAUUGGGCGACACAUUGACAUGUCGAAUGUUCAUAAGAAAUUUGAGAUCUAUGUCCGAAUACUAUUAACGCCGUUGUAUGAAGAGCUUGGCCCAGUUCCACAGGAACACGAGGAAAAAUGGAAAGACAAUCUGAGAUCAUUGGCAAAAACAUUCUUAUGCCGAGCUGGAUACAAACCUUGCAUUGAAGAGGCCCAAAUUGCAUACCAUAAAUGGAUGGAUAGCGAGAAUCCAAAUGAAGGCAACCCUGUUUCGAAUCAAUUCAUUUGCCCGGUAUUCAAAUGGGGCACUUUGGAAGAAUGGGAAUUCGGAUUGCAACGCGUCAUCAACUUCCCACCAUCGCGCAAACAAAGUGAACGAACUUAUUUGCUGAAAACACUUGCCGGCUGCCCAAUCAGCAAGGGGAAGAUCGAGCGAUUGUUGAACAUAACGAUAUUACAACAAAAUGGUAACUUCACCGAAAAUGAUUUAUUCCUCAUAUUCAGCAUGCUUUCGGGUGGCUCAAGUGGAUACACAACACUCUUCAACUUUCUGCAACAAAAUUGGGAUCAAAUCAAGAGAAACUUCAAGGAAAAGACCAAUCUCUGGGACAAUUUGAUCAGUUCGGCAACUGGAGUGUUCACCACGCAAGAAGGAUAUGACAUGGUCUCAAAUUUGUAUGCCAAGCAUCAAGGUGAAUUUGGCAGUGCCGAUCACAUCAUUGAAAAAUCAUUGAAGAACAUCAAAGAGGAGACCAAAUGGAGCGAUGCAAAUUUACCUGUGAUUGAAAAUUGGUUGAAUGACUAUUUGAAAACGGUCGAUGUAAAAGAUCAGAAAUUUUUAUGAAUACGACAGUAAAUCUUAACUGUCGAUGUUAGCGACAGUUGUGUGCUAUAAAAUUUUAAACUAUCUCACAAUUUCACAAUCCACAUUUGAUUUAUCAGUUGCAUUUUUGUAUGAAUAUAGCAUAAAAUGAAAAAUGAAACCUUAGUUAAAUAUAUUUUCAGAGUAAAUACCCAAACCAAAGCAAAUAAAAUAGAAAAAAAUACUUAUGAUUGUGAA